Molecule: messenger RNA, 3030 nt
Organism: Xiphophorus maculatus (southern platyfish)
Lineage: Eukaryota; Metazoa; Chordata; Actinopteri; Cyprinodontiformes; Poeciliidae
Gene: heyl
Product: hairy/enhancer-of-split related with YRPW motif-like protein
Exons: 5
Coding region: 1741-2637 (298 amino acids)
Biological process (GO): regulation of neurogenesis; circulatory system development; anterior/posterior pattern specification
Cellular component (GO): nucleus
Molecular function (GO): DNA-binding transcription factor activity, RNA polymerase II-specific; protein dimerization activity; RNA polymerase II cis-regulatory region sequence-specific DNA binding
Source: RefSeq, a predicted model, not a curated record
AUCCGCCCGAGUCACACCUGAGGGCUGGAGCGCGUUUCCCUCCAGAGUAAAAUUACACCGCUGCGUUCGCCGGCUAAAUAUACACACGCGAGGAGGCUCCAAACAUGUCGUGUGAUGAGAAAUGGGUGUUGCACAGCAUCGAAGUUCAAAGAGUGCGGGGGGGAAGAUGUUGGUUUUUCAGGGCCGUCACACUGAUGCAUAGCAGAAAUGUAAAUAUUAAAAGCAAUGACUUAUUGAGGGUUUUUUUGUUGUUGUUUUUACAAUCUACAACACUUUCACUAUGAUUAGCAAGCGUGGCAGUUUUUCCUCAUUGCAAUAAUCCAAAAUAAUAGAAAAAGCUGAAGGUACAAGUUAAAAAUAAAGUAUCUUGCACAGAAUUUUUUUUAAUGCAUCAAAUCUGGGUGCAAGUCAGUUAAUAAAGAGUUAGGAAGAUAUUGCAAAAAAGGUAGAUAUUAUCUAGUUUUUAGUUGCCUGCUGGUUCUGAAACAUGCAUUUUUUUUUAUUGUUUGCUUAAUAUUAAGAAAUGGUAUUUAAAUAUUUUUUAUAUGCAGUGCAACAAAAUAGGUAAAAAAAAAAUGAAUUUUAUUCCUGAAACAUGUUGGGUUUAUGUGAAUUUACAUCUGCAUCAUAUGCAGUUUCAACAUUUAAACAUCUAUAAACAGGAAGUAGAAACUAACUCAAAGGCCAAAAAAAGACGUAGAAAUAAAUAUGUUUUGUAUUAUGUUUUUAGAGCUCCUUGCUUCUUUUUUUAGUUAGCUAUGUGACCUGUUAUUUUGAAAAUUUCCAUCAUAGUUUCUGGCUCAGUGUAACAUUCUAUGGAAUAACAAAUUAAAUUGCUCAUUUUUCUCAUCUAGCUAAAUCAACAUUAUUUUAUUGAAGGAUCAGUUAGUAAAGACAAAGUUCUAGCUUUGGCACAUAAAGGUUGAUUUCUUCAGUCACUUGAGGUUCAAAUGUGGCCUAUUUUAUCACAAGUUGUUUCAGUGUUGUUCAAAAUGCCUGAUAAGCUGUAAAAAAGAAAAAAGGACUCUGAAUGUAGCGCGCUCUCUCCUUAAACGCCGUUGAAACAUUUAAGUUUUUAGUUGAACUGGUCAAAUUCCUUUGCGGAAAAUUUCACACGCAUCUGGAUUAAAGGAAAUAUUUGCGAAUGUGCGUGCUUCCAACACAUAUAUGCAGAAUUAAGAGAGACUGGGUUACAUCACGAACGCAAAGUGAGCCAGUGACACAAGAAAGGGGUUUGGUGGGUUUAAAGAAUUUGAACUGCCCUCUGAUGUUCGAGCUGAGGACUACGCUGUUUUUCCAAGGCCUUCAUCAUCAAAAAUCAACCUAAACAAAAACAGUCUUCUUGAUUUGGCAGCCCUCAAGUUAAAAAAAUAAAAAAAAUCUAAUGGAAGUUCAAUCCGUCUCUGCAGCGACAGUUUUGAAGGGAACUCCGAGCUGUGGAACUCUCUCAGGGCAUGCAAGACGAGAGUUCACAGACGAACGUGAUCCGUUUUGGCCGACUGCACUUGGAGGGCCACGGCUCCCAUGUCUCCUGUUGGAGCCUCCGUUGCAAAACAAAAGCGUCGCCCCAGGGCUGCGUAAUUAUCUUCCUAAAAGUGCUUUCUCCAAGAAUAUAUGCAACCAAAAAAAGCCAAUCUCAUCUCUGCUGCUUCUCAGUGCCCAAAAACCAGUAUGAUUCAAAGGGGUUGAUGCGCUGUUCUUCUCCCUGUGUCACAUUAAGCAGGCCCCGUCACCGGGUCCAUGUCUCCAGGCAGUGCCUCGCAGAUUCUGGCACGGAAGAAGAGGAGAGGGAUCAUAGAGAAAAGGCGCAGAGACCGGAUCAACCACAGCCUUUCAGAGCUGCGGAGGCUGGUGCCAAGUGCUUUCGAGAAACAGGGUUCUUCUAAGUUGGAAAAAGCAGAAAUUCUGCAGAUGACUGUGGACCAUCUCAAACUGUUGCAUGCAAUGGGAGGAAAAGGGUACUUUGACGCAAGGGCACUGGCAGUAGACUACAGGACCCUUGGCUUCAGGGAGUGCGUUGGAGAGGUUGUACGGUACCUAAGCUCUCUGGAGGGGGAGUCUCCGGACCCAAUAGGAGCUCGCCUCGUUUCCCACCUCUCGCACUGUGCCAGUGAGCUGGACCCUCUCCUCCUACAGUCACCCCCUGCUUCCACCUUACCCUUCCCUCCCUGGCCAUGGACCUCCUUCCCGCCAAUUGCCCCUGCUACGACAGCCCCUUCCUCGCCAUCUUUCCCAAGCAGCCGCAGGGAUCUAGCCCUGCUGGGGAGCUACCCAUCAUCCGUCUCGCUGCGUCUGGCCCCAUUGGCUGGCUGUCAGCAGGGGCCCCCCCCGCUCCUCGGACCGACGGCUCUGGCCUCCAUUCACAGGGUGGCCUCUCUUCCAUCGUCUCCUGCUCUGGGCCACUCCAGACCAAACCAGCCGUCCCCUCACAGCACCAACUGUGCCUCACCUCUACCUCUCCCCACUGCCUCCUCUUCUUCUCCCUGCUCCUCGUCUUCCACUUCAUCAUCUUCUGCACCUCCACAAGUGUCCUUCCGGCCUUUUGCGCCUCUUGGCUCGCCGAUAGCCCAGCGCAGGAGCUUAAGCGGAGCAUCCAAGGCGCCACAGGGGUGGGGGACUGAGAUCGGAGCGUUUUGAAGAUCAUCUCUAACAAAUGAACUCUGUAAAGUGGACACGGACCUUUCAUUUGCACCAUGUAGCAAAUACGUAUGAGCAUUGUCUCUUUUAAGGGACUCUAAAAGCCAUAUCAGACAAUGAGUGAAGUUUUCGAUUCUUACAAUCAUAAAUGAAGGAAUGUGAAGGAAUUUCUUUGUUGUAUCUAUGAUCUUGUUUGACAAAAACACAUAUAGUGUCCCACAGAGCCAUAUAUGCUGUUUUCCUCAAGAAAACUUGAGGGUGAGUUUUGACUGGACUUUGAGCUGUGAUGUUUUCCUUUAUUUUCUCUGAAACAUUUAUACAUCUGAUUACAUUAUUUUUUUUGCUUUCCAGAGAAUGUUUGACGAAAACCUCUAUAAAGUUUAAGUGCCUUCA